Molecule: messenger RNA, 1906 nt
Organism: Saccostrea echinata
Lineage: Eukaryota; Metazoa; Mollusca; Bivalvia; Ostreida; Ostreidae
Product: synaptosomal-associated protein 29-like
Exons: 3
Coding region: 81-776 (231 amino acids)
Biological process (GO): exocytosis; synaptic vesicle fusion to presynaptic active zone membrane; synaptic vesicle priming
Cellular component (GO): SNARE complex; plasma membrane
Molecular function (GO): syntaxin binding; SNAP receptor activity
Source: RefSeq, a predicted model, not a curated record
ACUCAUUUCUAUCAUCAGGCGCUGGUAUAUUUGUAUAUGAUUUGAAAGCUUUUUAAAACAGAGUUCGCUGCAGCCCAGUUAUGGCAGGUUAUCCCAAAAACUCGAACCCAUUUUUGACAGAAGAUGAUGAAGAUGAUUGGAGUUCCCACAAAGGAGGAAAGAUUCAAGAACAGAUAUCUGCUUCAGAGGAAAGACAGAUCGAUUCUACUAGGAGAAUAAUGCAAAGUAUUCAAGAUUCCGAACGGAUGGGGGUCGCAACAGCAGAAGAACUUUUAAGACAGGGAGAACAACUGGACAACAUUGAAAGAAAAACAGAUGAAAUUAAUGAAACAAUGACUGUCACACAGAAACACUUAAAUUCCAUUAAAAGUGUAUUUGGUGGAGUUAAAAACUGGUGGACUUCCAAAAAGAAACCAGCUGAGUCCAGUGUUCCAGAGAAAAAGGCUAGUCGUUUACAGGAAACCGUAGAAAAGCACAAGGCUCAGGACUGUCGGGGGUUUUAUGAGGAGGAUAAUGAUUUGGAUGAUGAUUUUAUGAAAGGGGCAAGGACACAGUACCUCAAACCUGUUACUCGCAGUGCUAGAGAGGAACAAGUUAAUGAGAACUUGGGUCAGAUCUCAGAUGGUUUGACAGCAUUAAAAGGUCUGGCACUCGGACUUGGUGAUGAAAUAGAACGUCAGAAUACCCAGUUAGAUCGUAUGGGUCCCAAAGUGGACAAAGCCAAUACCCUCUUGGAGAACCAGAAUAAACAGAUGAGGAACAUUCUCAGAAAGUGACCUUUGACCUCUGUUGAUCAGAAUAUUCGAUACUUGUUAAACACAACCAGUAAUUUCUGUGCCAAUUCAUACCUUAUAUUUUAUAAGGAGACAAAAAGUGCAAUGAAAUGUCCAUCAUACCUUUACUGGUUUGAGCUUUUAAUCAUAAAUAUUGAAAAUAUUUUUUUUUACAGAAUUCAACUGGAGUGUGCUAUUUUUACAUCUGUUUAACUUCACAUUUUCAUGAAAUUCAUAAACCUCAUGUUUCAAAUGUGUCCCAAAUUUACCUAUGUUUAAAGGGAAUUCAGAUAUAUGCUGCAGACUGAAUCUCAAGCAUCAUUUUUUGUUAAGUAACAUAAACAUGUACUGUUUUUACCCAGUGUAGUGUAUUAGAACAUGUUCCUUUUAGCAGAUUGCUGCUUAGUUGCAGUAAUAAAUGGUUUUUAAACAAUUCAACAUUUAGGCUAAUGAGAUAUGUUACAAACAUGCAGAUGUGUAAAAAAAAAAAAUUACACCAAUUGCAGGACACUUUAUUACUGUAUGCUAGUUAUGGACUACAUGUGUUAUUUGUUGUGUUAUUUUACAGUGUGUAGUACUGUUAUAAUUGUCACGUCUGUUUAUGGGUAGGGACACAAAAGGGCACUGUGUCUUUUAAGUUUAUCACUCCCAGUGAGUAUAAAGAUUUUAUAUGAACAGGAAAUCAUUUAUAGCUUAUUUUUACACAAAAGUUUGUAAAAUAACCUGAUAGGAAAAAAGACUAGGAUAUAAAUUUGUGUUCUGACAGUAUUUUACAGAGAAGGUUCAUCUGUAUGUAUAUGUAUUUAUACAUAUAAUAUCUGAAAACUUGCUUGCAUUAUAUAUAAACCAGUUAUCAGCUCUCUCUGUAUAGAUGUAUGAUUACAGCUUUGACCUAUGAAUAUAUCCCACCAUGCACAGAUAGUAAUAUAUGUGCACUACAUAAUGAAAUAGGCUCUGAAUUCGUAAUUUAUUUAAUUAAUUGGAGGGAUUCUUUAAAGGGGAGUGGGCUUUAUUGAAUAACCAAAUGGGAGUAUCUUCAGUAUUUCAUUUUCUUUUAUGUUUUAUUAAUUUAUGUACAAAUCUUAACAUCAUUCCAAAUUAAAUACAUUUGUCAUUAAAUUAUUUACAUUAAA